AUGGGCAAGUCCUCCAAGGACAAGCGCGACGCCUACUACCGGCUCGCCAAGGAGCAGAACUGGCGCGCACGCUCUGCUUUCAAGCUGAUCCAGAUCGACGAGCAAUUCGACCUCUUCGCACAUGCAGAUCCGGAUAGCGUGACUCGCGUCGUCGAUCUCUGUGCUGCACCGGGCAGCUGGAGCCAGGUGCUCAGCCGCGUGCUGAUCAAGGGAGAGAGCUUCGGACGACGGGCGUGGCUGGAAAAGAGACGGCGGGAGAAGAAGGCCCUGGAACGGCUGGAGAAAGGGGCAGAAGCCGAAGCAGAAGAAGAUGAGAGUGAAGACGAGUCGACGGUUCUCAAGCCCAGGAAAAAUGUCAAGAUCGUCUCUAUCGACCUCCAGCCGAUGGCCCCGCUGGAGGGCAUCACUACCCUGAAGGCGGACAUUACCCAUCCGUCGACGAUCCCUCUCCUCCUUCGUGCUCUGGACCCUGAAGACUACGACGAGAAUACUACAUCUCCGUCUACAUCAAAGCAGACUUUUGCCUCUCGCCACCCUCACCCCGUCGAUCUGGUCCUGUCCGACGGCGCGCCGGACGUGACAGGCCUCCACGAUCUUGAUAUAUACAUCCAGUCGCAGCUGCUCUACUCAGCUCUGAACCUGGCCAUCGGCGUGCUUCGUCCCGGCGGCAAGUUCGUCGCCAAGAUCUUCCGUGGGCGCGACGUCGACCUGAUCUACGCGCAGCUGCGGACGGUCUUUGAGAAGGUGUCGGUCGCCAAGCCGCGCAGCAGUCGCGCCAGCAGUCUCGAGGCAUUCGUUGUCUGUGAGGGCUUCAUUCCCCCAGAGACUAGUCAAGGGAGCGGGAUACGCGCCCUCCAGAAUCCGCUGUUCGGCGGCGCUGCCGCACCUAAGCUCAAUGAAGACGGCACAGUAGGAGUCGAGAUUCCUGACGAAGCCGAACAGGAGGAGCAACAAUCCGAAAUGGAGCCGUCAGCCACAGACAUGACGCACACUGGCCCCAACCAUCUGACGCAGACUCGGGUGUUGAAACCCUUGACAGAUCCAGCUGACCUCCGCCCACCGCACGAGUCGCGCUGGAUUCCCCCAUUCAUAGCCUGCGGAGACCUGUCCUCGUGGGAUUCAGACGCCUCUUACUCCUUGCCAGAAGGCCAUGUCAGCCUGGAUCCCGUACAGCCUCCCACAGCGCCUCCGUAUCGAAGAGCGCUGGAGUUGAGGCGGGAAAAGGGCGGUGCCUACGGAAAGACCAAGCUAGGUACUAUAGGGCGUGCCUGA
Molecule: messenger RNA, 1272 nt
Organism: Rasamsonia emersonii CBS 393.64
Lineage: Eukaryota; Fungi; Ascomycota; Eurotiomycetes; Eurotiales; Trichocomaceae
Product: tRNA methyltransferase
Exons: 1
Coding region: 1-1272 (423 amino acids)
Biological process (GO): cytoplasmic translation; tRNA methylation
Cellular component (GO): cytoplasm
Molecular function (GO): tRNA methyltransferase activity
Source: RefSeq, a predicted model, not a curated record